CAAGAUGGACCCUCUCGGCAGUUGUCAAUUCCUGAUGGCACAGUCGGUCAGUCAAUGCCGUUAUGGAGACCAAGUCCAUCCCCAUCUCCACCAGCGAGAACCCUUCCAUUGUGGGGGAGGUUGAGGACCUCCCGUCCACGUCCAAUUGGCAGUACUGGAAGCACUACCUGACCAGCCGAGAUGGCUGGAUAGGCGACUAUGAUUAUCUGUAUCUCAUCACGCCCAACAUAUAUCCACUUAAUCGGCGCUACAAGGAUGUCGAACCUCCCUUUUAUGGUCUUAACGAUGAGGUCCCGAUCCUUCUGACCCUCAUUCUCGGCCUCCAACACGCCCUGACCAUGAUCGGAUCCAUCGUGUCCCCACCCCUGGCACUCGCCAGUGGGGCCUUCUACCUCGACUCAGUCCAAUCCCAGUAUCUCGUCUCUGCGGCGUUCAUCACCACCGGCAUUUCCACCGCUCUGCAAGUAACGCGUGUGCAUAUCUUCAAAAGCCCUCUGUACAUCGGAACAGGCUUGCUAUCUGUCGUUGCCCCAACGUUUGACGUCAUUGCCGUAGCAAUGAACUACGCAGAUGCACGGUACAAGCGCGGGACCUGUCCAACCGAUGAGAAUGGCUCCAAACUGGCAUGUCCUGAGGCGUGGGGUGCCAUGUUAGGGACACUUCUGUGCACCGUGUGGAUUCAAAUUCUCAUGUCGCUCGUCCCACCUAAGGUUCUUCAUCGAAUCUUUCCCAAGGUUGUCACGGGCACUCUUUUGCUUCUGGUCGGAGUGUACCUGGUAUCCAGCGGGAUGGAGAAUUGGGGUGGGAGCUCCAACUGUGAAGGAGGUACAGGGUAUUAUGCACUUUGUCCGGAUAUAGACGCUCCGAGGCCGUUGCCAUGGGGAGAUCCCAAGCUCAUCGGUCUGGGGUUCAGUGUCUUUGUCACCAUCAUCAUUGUCGAGUUUGUCGGCUCCCCACUCAUGAAAUCGGCCUCCGUGAUCCUUGGACUGGCCGUUGGCUGCGCAAUCUCUGGGGCAACGGGGUACUGGUCUCGCGACGAGAUCGACGCUGCUCCCGUUGGCACCUUUCUUUGGGUUCACACGUUCCCCUUAUCGGUAGAUGGCGCUCUCGUCCUCCCGUUGCUUAUCAUGUUUGUAUGCGAGGCUGUCAGCUGCAUGCCAGAUAUCCUCGCUACAGCGGAGAUCUCAAAGGUGGACAUUGAGGGCCGGGAAUUUCAGAGCCGUAUUCAAGGAGGGAUCCUGUGUGACGGGUUGGGAAGUCUGAUCAGUGCACUGGGCACGUCAAUUCCCAUGGUCAGUCAGGCUGGUAAUAAUGGAGUUACCUCGUUGACUGGAUGUGCUAGCCGACGCGCGGGCUGGUGCGCCUCUGCCUUCCUGCUCCUGAUGGGCAUCUUCGGCAAAUUUGGUGCAGUCUUCGGCUCCAUGCCGCCCUCUGUACUUGGGGGUAUGCAAGUCUUCCUAUACAGCACGAUAGUUGUGGCCGGGGUACGCGUCCUCGCGCUGGUGGACUUCUCGCGUCGUAAUCGGUUCAUUCUCACCGCGUCACUCGGCAUCGGCUUCAUGGACAUCGUGUCUCCUAGCUGGUUUAGCUCCGUGUUAGCGUACAGCGGGUCGAACGUGCAUCUGCAGGGGUUUGAGGAGGGGAUUAAUCUGAUUGUCGAGACGCCGUUUAUCAUCUCUGCGGUGGUGGGGGUUGCGUUGAAUCUGAUGUUGAAGGAAGAGACGAGUAGUCGCAGUGUUGGCAGUGUGCUUCCGGAGUAG
Aspergillus heteromorphus CBS 117.55 is the source of this 1760-nucleotide messenger RNA. Its product is annotated as purine permease. Gene Ontology annotation, cellular component: membrane; fungal-type vacuole. Gene Ontology annotation, biological process: transmembrane transport; xanthine transport. The record is from RefSeq and is a predicted model, not a curated record. The transcript is spliced from 4 exons. The coding region runs from base 63 to 1760 and encodes 565 amino acids. Gene Ontology annotation, molecular function: xanthine transmembrane transporter activity. Lineage: Eukaryota; Fungi; Ascomycota; Eurotiomycetes; Eurotiales; Aspergillaceae.